Messenger RNA from Acipenser ruthenus (sterlet), 3326 nucleotides. RefSeq names its product E3 ubiquitin-protein ligase TRIM39-like. Lineage: Eukaryota; Metazoa; Chordata; Actinopteri; Acipenseriformes; Acipenseridae. The transcript has 12 exons. The coding region runs from base 82 to 1107 and encodes 341 amino acids. The record is from RefSeq and is a predicted model, not a curated record. Gene Ontology annotation, molecular function: protein binding.
AGCGGACGAACGCAGAGUUUUCACUGUGGAUUACGAACGUUGUAAGAACUAAUUACAAAAUAUAUUCAAGGUUUCGUGGACAUGGACUUGCUAAAACAGUUUUUGCCGGGAUCAACAAAGGCUGAUCAUAGUAGCUCAGAAAAGCAGUUUGAAGAACUGAAACAAGAAAGUUUAGAAAAGGAGAAUGCAGCACUGAAACAAGAACACGAUCAACUGGUAGAACUGAAACAAGUUCAUGAUCAAUUUCUAAAGAAAUUUAGUCCCGGCGGUUUUUGCAACACUUGUUUCAGAGAGAAGAUGGUUUUGCUUGGGUUCAGUCCUUUAUUAAUUGCUUCGCUGAUCAUCAACUUUGUGUCUUCAAGAAGCUUGAUCAAAAAUGUUUCCAUGAAGAGUAUUGUGGGUGUUUCAGUCAUCAGCAACUACAUGUGCUGUUGUGAACCCAGAAUAGAUCAUGCUGAAAUUCUGAAGAAGUUAAAUGUAGUGGGAUAUGUUACAAAUGGAGUAUGGCAACAGAUUUGUAAAGCCAAAACUGAAGUGACCCUGAAUCCUGACACAGCCGGCCCAGGACUUGCAGUCAAUGUAGAUGAAUCACUGGUGAAAUUCACAGGGGAGAGAGAAGCAGAGUGGCCCAGUGUGCUGGGCAGGGAGGUGUUCACCUCAGGGAGACACUACUGGGAGGUGGAGGUGGGAGAGAAGGGCUACUGGGCUGUGGGAGUCUCCACACACCCUGGAGAGAAGAUCAUACCUGAGAAACCAGAGGAGGGCUACUGGCUUGUGAGACUGUCAGCUAGAGGGAGGAAGUAUGAAGCAGUGGGCAAGAGCCUGGUCACUCACCCUCCUCCAUCCCAACAAGAGAGCCAGUCCCCUCUCCCUCUCACACUGGAACACAAGCUCUAUAAUGUGGGGAUGUAUCUGAACUAUUGGAAAGGGGAAUUGUCAUUUUACAACAUCUAUGAUGCUGACAAUAGAUAUGCAAUGCAUACUUUUAAAUACAACUUCCCUGAGGUGGUUUACCCCGUCUUCAGCCCAGGCUGUCACGAUAAAGCACCUUUGAAAAUCACCAGGUUUGAUUCAACAUCAAACUCUCCAUUCAGAAUUACAAUUUAGCAUUGCAAUAUCUACAGCAUUGCUUUAUCUACAGCAUCACAAUAGAGCAUUGCUAUAUGUACAGCAUCAUAAUACUGCAUUGCUAUAUCUACAACAUUGCUUUAUCUACAGCAUCACAAUACAGCAUUGCUAUAUGUACAGCAUCAUAAUACUGCAUUGCAAUAUCUACAGCAUUGCUUUAUCUACAGCAUCACAAUACAGCAUUGCUAUAUGUACAGCAUCAUAAUACUGCAUUGCUAUAUCUACAGCAUUGCUUUAUCUACAGCAUCACAAUACAGCAUUGCUAUAUGUACAGCAUCAUAAUACUGCAUUGCUAUAUCUACAACAUUGCUUUAUCUACAGCAUCACAAUACAGCAUUGCUAUAUGUACAGCAUCAUAAUACUGCAUUGCUAUAUCUACAACAUUGCUUUAUCUACAGCAUCACAAUACAGCAUUGCUAUAUGUACAGCAUCAUAAUACUGCAUUGCUAUAUCUACAACAUUGCUUUAUCUACAGCAUCACAAUACAGCAUUGCUAUAUGUACAGCAUCAUAAUACUGCAUUGCUAUAUCUACAGCAUUGCUUUAUCUACAGCAUCACAAUACAGCAUUGCUAUAUGUACAGCAUCACAAUACUGCAUUGCUAUAUCUACAACAUUGCUUUAUCUACAGCAUCACAAUACAGCAUUGCUAUAUGUACAGCAUCAUAAUACUGCAUUGCUAUAUCUACAACAUUGCUUUAUCUACAGCAUCACAAUACAGCAUUGCUAUAUGUACAGCAUCAUAAUACUGCAUUGCUAUAUCUACAACAUUGCUUUAUCUACAGCAUCACAAUACAGCAUUGCUAUAUGUACAGCAUCAUAAUACUGCAUUGCUAUAUCUACAACAUUGCUUUAUCUACAGCAUCACAAUACAGCAUUGCUAUAUGUACAACAUUGCUUUAUCUACAGCAUCACAAUACAGCAUUGCUAUAUCUACAACAUUGCUUUAUCUACAGCAUCACAAUACAGCAUUGCUAUAUGUACAACAUUGCUUUAUCUACAGCAUCACAAUACAGCAUUGCUAUAUCUACAACAUUGCUUUAUCUACAGCAUCACAAUACAGCAUUGCUAUAUGUACAGCAUCAUAAUACUGCAUUGCUAUAUCUACAACAUUGCUUUAUCUACAGCAUCACAAUACAGCAUUGCUAUAUGUACAGCAUCAUAAUACUGCAUUGCUAUAUCUACAGCAUUGCUUUAUCUACAGCAUCACAAUACAGCAUUGCUAUAUGUACAGCAUCAUAAUACUGCAUUGCUAUAUCUACAACAUUGCUUUAUCUACACGUUAAGUUUGAAAAGCUGACGCCUCGCUAAGUGGUAGGCGUUUCAGGCAGUUGGAUAUAAACAAGUGCAGAGGCUGAUACAUGAUUUUUUCCAGUGUUUCUUUCUUUUUUUGACAACACGUACAGUAUGUGAUAAGUUAACCCUAUAUUAUUCGUGUGUGUGUGUGUGUGUGUAUAUAAUUUGUAAAGCUUAUGAGGCAAUUUUGUAGUUACAAUUAUGAACUCUGGGUAAUGUAUCCUUGUCAUUUUCAAAAGCGCUCUGUGCAUGCAUCAUUCAAUUAGAGCUAACAUCUGUCUGUACCUCGAGGACUAUAUAAAGAAGGAUAGGACAGUGAUGUCACAAGUGGGCGGAGUUAGUAAACAAUGGCGCCAUUUCUGGAGCCCGUAAGAGCGCGUUAGUUACUCGCAAUGCUUUUAACCUGUACGCAUUGCGUGCCCUUGCUAAAUGAUUCUUGACAUAUUGCAGGUUUAAAACUGAACCAGUAGACAGACAGUCACUUUAUAUCAACAAUAUGUUUCAUUGUUAAUAAAAAUAAUAGUGGGAUAUAUCAUCCUGGCGCUGCAGCACAGCAUCGCCAACCAACUGCAGUGCAUACAGAACUGAGUGGGAUCCCCAAAAGACACCUGUGACACAGUACUGAACUGCAUCAUGGGAGUGACUGUCCUAUUCUAUAUAUAAAGCAGCACAGCAAGUGUGCAGACACGAAGAAGAAAAACGUAUGGUUUCAAUACUGUAUUUUAGAAUUGAAUUAUUAUUUGUACAAGUACUGUUUAAAUACUCUAUAUGCAAAUGCAUGUAAUACAAACACACAUUAAUAAUAUAUAUGCAGUAUAUGAAUAAAAAUUGAGGUCACUUCUACGUUGGGUAAAUUAACGACCCUGUUGUAUGAAAUAUUUUUUUGCAUGUAUUUUCAUUCUGU